Labeo rohita (rohu) is the source of this 5432-nucleotide messenger RNA. RefSeq lists its product as uncharacterized. Gene Ontology annotation, biological process: regulation of transcription by RNA polymerase II; regulation of apoptotic process. Gene Ontology annotation, molecular function: DNA-binding transcription factor activity, RNA polymerase II-specific; protein binding; DNA binding. Gene Ontology annotation, cellular component: nucleus. NCBI's taxonomy places the organism in Eukaryota, Metazoa, Chordata, Actinopteri, Cypriniformes, Cyprinidae. The record is from RefSeq and is a predicted model, not a curated record. The coding region runs from base 765 to 4850 and encodes 1361 amino acids. The transcript has 34 exons.
GGACAAUUUGCGCCCUCUGGUGGACAAAGGAGCAACUAUGAAUACAAACCCCAUAAAAAACAUUUUAGGAAGCUUAUCAGUCGGGAUUUAUAACAAUGAAUAUUUGCUGAAAACUCACGUUUAGUUGUGAGGUUUGCAUGAAGCUGUGUUCGGUCUCGGUUCAACUGUGGUGAUGUUGGGUUCGUUCUUUUGAAUAGGAUCUAUAUGAAUUGGUUGAACAGUGUUUAAAUGUGGGUAUUUGACUGACAGGGAAACAUAACUUCAGAAGAAAAAAAAAACUUAAAAACCGUACAGCAGACAUGUUAAUAAAACGCAAUAGAAAACUUGUUUUAAAGCUGUGUGGCAGUUUUAUCAACACCUGGUUGAUCAAACCGUAGUAUAAUAAAUUUAAAUAAAACCUCUUUAGUCAGGAAGUUAAACUUAAACAUUCUCCUUCUCUUUAAGCAUUCCCAUCUGUGUGACUAACAGAACUGGAACACAUGAAAUUACGAUUAACAUCCUAAUAAAACGUCGACACGGUGUGCGUAAUACACGCGCCUUGAUGUUUGAAAGAAACCGAUCGAAAGAUCCGGUAGGCGGAAAUCCAACCCUGUGACGGGUUAACAUUCACGUUGUCUUCACCACUUCCCUAUUCUUCUCACUUAACCGGGUUGUCAGAUACUGGCGGGAAUUUUGGAAACAACAAUUUCUGUUUCUGUAGUCCCCGUGUCAAGUACAGAAAUAUACAAUUCUUCCAGACAGCUCAGGCGGUGACAGAUCGCACUAUGCCUAGAGUCAGCGGCCAAAUGGACCCGUUAGACUUUAAUACGAAUGAAGAGUUGCUGUUUUUCUUCCACCGGAAAAAGACGGAGAUUUCAUGUAUAAAACAACCGCACAGACUCCUCACUCAGCUGCGCGACCACGACCUGGUGCCGGAGAAACUUUUUGAGAAUGUGAAAAAUAUGCGUACUCCUAAGGAGAGGGAGCAGGCCUUCUAUGAGGUUUUGGACUGGCUGGAGAAAACUAGACCUCAGGACAUUCAACAGUUCUGGCGCUGUGUGUUUGAAGAUCAUAUCCUGCAGCAGUACCCGACACUACGCAUGCUCAGAAACAGUCUGCUGGACAUAUCUAGGCACAAACUCUGCGAGGAACCUCCAGGUGUUGAGACACCGACAUGGGAGGAGAAAAAAGAAGGAAGGGCAGAGAAAGACCCUAACAAACUCUGUGUGGAACCCCCAGAUGUUGAGACACUGACAAAGAAGGAAGAGAGUGAAGGAAAAGAAAAGAAAGGGAGGAAGAAGAAGACAAGAAAGAGUAAAAGAAAAUGUAUUGAGGAUAGUGGUGAUCCUGAUUUUUUUCUCUGUGUUAACACCCAGUCCGAAGAAACCAGACAAAAAACCCUCAUUCUGCACUUUCAGUCUCUAAACUUGUAUGACAAACCUCCCGAUGUUGAGACACCAACAGAUGAGGAGGAGAGUGAAGGAAAUGCAGAGAAAGAGAAGAGUGACAAAAGCAGGAGAGCAUCUCCUGUGAUGAAAGGAGAUGAGCAGGAGAUUUGGACAUGGGCUAAUUAUGAAAAUCAGCUGCCUGUAACCUGUGGGGAUAAAGAAGGCACUCUGUAUCGGGACAAGCUGGCCAGAGGGGAGAAGUGUAUUUUUUCCAAGGAUAAGUGGUUCACCGGAGGUGAAUUUGAGAAGUUUGGGGGGAAGGAAAAGUCUAAAAACUGGAAAUUCAGCAUCCGCUAUGAAAACAUACCACUUAUGAAGUACAUACAAGAGGGCCGUCUUCAGUGUCAACAGAGGAAGAGAAGAAAGACAACAUGUGUCCAAAAAAACACGGAUGAGCUGUUUCAUGUAAGCCCAAAUAAGAGAUCCAGUAAAGACUCAAAAAUAAACUUCGGUUUGGUGGAGGAAAGUGAUCCAGAAGAUGUCCAGGAAAAGGGAGGGAGAGGAAGAGGAACAGAGUUUAGAGGGAGAGUUGAGGAAGAGGAGGAAGAAGAAGAAGACAUGGCAGAUCUGUCUGUUUUCCAGGCUCCCUCUUUACCAGUCACCUGUGUUUCACUUACUGGGACUCUGUACAAAUACAGGUUUGCGUCAGGAAAAUGUGGGAAGUGUAUACGUACUGAGGAAAGAUGGUUUACUCCAGAGGAAUUUGUAAAGCAGGAACAGACUCUCACUGAUGGACACUGGAAGAAAGAUAUACUGUGCCAUGGAAAAACACUCUAUUUUUUACUCAAGAAAAAAAUCCUGCACACCCAUUCCCUUCGGUGUGAAUGUACAAAAUGCAGUACGCAAGAGGAAGACGUGAUGGCCCAGAACAAUGAUGACGAUUGUUAUGUGUGUCGCACUGAGGGAAACCUUGUGUGUUGUGACGAGUGUCCACGAGCUUUUCAUUCACACUGUCACCUACCAGCUGCAGACGGAGACUUACCUGAGGAAUGGAUUUGUACCUUUUGUGCGUUAAAAGACAGUCAAAAAUCGCGUGACUCAACUAACAUGUCUAAACAAGAGGCUUUUGAUGCCCCAGUGUCUCAAAACAGACUGCACUGCCACUACCUACUGUUACGUGUGUACAGAGAGGACAUCCAGAAGGUGUUUGUUGAGGAUCCACGCAAAACAGUGCCCAGAUACUCUGAGUUCAUAACUCAGCCAAUGUGGCUGGACAGAAUAAAGCAGAAGUUGGAAAGUAAAGAGUAUCAGACGGUAGGAGCGUUCGUCUCUGACUUUCAGCUCAUUUUCAGCAACUGCAGCACAUUCAGUAAGGACAAUGAGUCUGUCCGAAUGGGAGCCAGGCUGAAGGAAAUGUUCGAGGAAGAGUUCCAGAAAAUCUUCAGUAUCAAAAAAAAAGGUUUGGUGGAGGAAAGUGAUCCUGAAGAUCCUGAAGAAGGGAGAGGAGGAGGAACAGAGUUUAGAGGGAGAGUUGAGGAAGAAGAGGAGGAAGAAGAAGACAUGCCAGUCACCUGUGUUUCACUUACUGGGACUCUGUACAAAUACAGGUUUAGGUCAGGGAGUCGUGGGAAGUGCAUACGUACGGAGGAAAGAUGGUUCACUCCGGAGGAAUUUGUAAAGCAGGAACCGACUCUCACUAAUGGAAACUGGAGGAAAGAUAUACUGUGCCACGGAAAAACGCUCAACUUUUUACUCAAGAAAGAAAUCCUGCGCAUCCAUUCCCAUAAGUGUGAAUGUGUAAAAUGCAGUACGCAAGAGGAAGAUGUGAUGGCCCAGAACAAUGAUGACGAGUGUUACGUGUGUCGCUCUGAGGACAAUCUCGUGUGUUGUGACAAGUGUCCACGAGCUUUUCAUGCGCACUGUCACCUUCCAGCUGCAGACGGAGACUUACCUGAGGAAUGGAUUUGUACAUAUUGUGUGUUAAGAAAGAGUCAGCAAGUAACUAUCUUCAAUAACAUGUCUAAACAAGAAGCUUUCAAUGCCCCAGUGUCUCAAUACAGAUUGCACUGCCAGUACCUACUGUUAUGUGUGUACAGAGAGGACACCCAGAAGGUGUUUGUUAAGGAUCCACGCAAAACAGUGCCCAGAUACUCUGAGUUCAUAACUCAGCCAAUGUGGCUGGACAGAAUAAAGCAGAAGUUGGAAAGUGGUGCAUAUCGGACGGUAGGAGCGUUCGUCUCUGACUUUCAGCUCAUUUUCAGCAACUGCAGAAUAUUCAAUAGGGACAAUGAGUUUGGCCAAAUGGGUGCCAGGCUGAAGAAAAUGUUUGAGGAAGAGUUCCAGAAAAUCUUCAGUAUCAAAAAUGCAGAAGUAUUCACACCUAUAGUACGAAAGGGAAAUAAUAAGGACAAACACAAAAAUGUAUACAGGUUUGUGUGUCCAUGUGCCGGUCAGUUUCGUUGCAGUCUGACCAGCCUUGUGUUUGUGAUGGAGGGUGAAGGAGAGGUGCUGUAUAAAACUGUCUCAUGGGAUCCUCGUUGGUUAGAUGGUUUGGGCAAUAUGGAGCCUGCAGGGCCCUUGUACGACAUUGACUGUUCUGAUGGUUCAAUCUCAGGACUGCACCUUCCACACUGUGAAAUAUUCUCUGAGGAAGACAUGGAUUGUUUAACUGUAGCACAUUUGACUGGUGGUAACGUAGCAAUAAUGAAUCCUCUGAAAGUGACUGAAGCUCAUGUGAUGAUUGACAUCGAAGAUCUCUCUCUCUUUGGGCUCAUAAAAAGGAUGAUCUUUCCUCCUUCCCCUGUCACUGCCCAAGUACUUGUCUUUCUGCGACCAAUAACUGAGGGACAGAGAGAAAACAUACUGGAUGUCCAUUUGCUCCCAAACAAUGUUCCAGUGACAGAGGUCAAGGACCAGCACGCAGAGAAUAGGUAUAUUGAAACCAGUUCAAACUGUUGUCUCAUCCCGGGAACAGAAUACCGUCUGUGUUGUCAACCAAAGAGAUUUACAGUGCAGCCAGAGACUGAGGUGUUUAAGUUUAAUUUUGGUCCAAACUAUCAUCCCACAUUUGAAGUGUUUGUGAAUGUCAGAAAAAUGGAGGUCAAGCUAAGUCUUAUUGACAACACUGAAAGAAGGGAAGUGUGGCCUCCCAGACGAAUCCUUCUCACAGGCCAAGAGGUAAAACUCCCAGCUCGCAGAAGGCUCACAGAAUCUGAAUUUGUGAACAAUAUAUUGCGUUACAUGCCUCGCCUCAUUCGGAGAGUUUCAUCAGCGAUGGAGAUUGCUGAUGGUCUGAUGGCCAAAAACAUGAUUACAAAUGAAAUUUACAGUAAAGUUCGUGCUGUAGUAACACCUCAAGAAAGAAUGAGACUCUUGUGGGAUGCUCUUAACUCUGGAGGAGAUUCUGUAAAAGCAGAAUUCUACAGAUUACUGAAGGAGAACGAACCUCAUCUAGUAAAUGAACUGUAUUUUGUAGACCAGUAGACCACAGUAAUGCUGAGAAAACAUUAGAGAGAAACUUCAGUCAGUUUGAGACAUAAAUGGCAGCUUCAUAUGUAUGUAAGAGAGAUCCAGGUACUUAUUUUAUGAAUUUUGUAGAUUUAUAAAUAAUAUUUCUCAUAUGAAUCCUUCAAGUUUGUGUCAAACCUUAUAAUCAUGUUCUUCAGCAUAAUCUGAGAAUGAACCAAACAGCAUCUUGUGCUUCAGUGAAAGCAAGAACAUCUGAGCAUCAGUUUCAACGUGUGCUGAUUUUGCCUGUUUAAUGUAAGAAUGCAGAAUCUAAAACAUUUCUUCAUUAAUUUUAUGCUUUAAUGUUUGUUUUCAAAAUUCUGAAACUGUAUAUCCACAUUUUAGGUUUAAUUUGAAUCCUCAUUGUAUAUGUUAGUGUACAGCAAUAUGCUUAUGGAUUUGUUUAAUAUGAAAUAUGUAUGGUGCUGUUACUGUAUGACAAUAUGAGUUGCUAUAAAAGAUGUUUUUAAUUUGUAAUUUUUUAAGAGUUGCUGUGUGGAAGAAACACAUGGGUCAUAUUUUUCUUUUGUGUUUUACAUUUUUAGCAGUUGAAUAAAA